AUGACAAACACAGUCUAUAUCUGGUGCCUUUGCCGACCUCCCGAGAGGCAUUUAAGCUACGGUCACUCAAUAUGUGAUAUAUACGCCGCUUCAUUUAGCCUUCCUCUUCCAAAAUCGGAUACUCAAAUCCGGCUAGAUUAUCUUUUUAAUAAUAGCGGAGAAUUAUUAGUGAAUAUUAAACCACCAACAGCCGGAGUGAGGCUUAUAGGCAUUAAUAGUGGUGGUGCGCGAGGUGUAACGCCCCUCGAGUUCCUAGGUGAAUUACAGAAAUUACUUAGAGAAUGUCCAAUCCACGACAUAAUUGAUCUUACACUUGGUACAAGUUUAGCCAAAUUCCAUCAAAAGUGGCCUGUCUCCUAUUAUGCUAGCGUGUUUGAGACUCUUACCCGUCGAUGUUUUUCAACCUCUAGCUCCGCCUUAGGUCGGUUAAAAGCGGUAGUCAAGUAUAUAACUAGCGAUGCAAUAUACGACGAGCGAUUUCUAGAAGGUGCCCUUUAA
This is a messenger RNA of Penicillium egyptiacum, 498 nucleotides long. NCBI's taxonomy places the organism in Eukaryota, Fungi, Ascomycota, Eurotiomycetes, Eurotiales, Aspergillaceae. The record is from the annotation of a GenBank genome assembly.